Molecule: messenger RNA, 2441 nt
Organism: Sabethes cyaneus
Lineage: Eukaryota; Metazoa; Arthropoda; Insecta; Diptera; Culicidae
Gene: SF1
Product: splicing factor 1
Exons: 6
Coding region: 64-2238 (724 amino acids)
Biological process (GO): regulation of mRNA splicing, via spliceosome
Cellular component (GO): nucleus
Molecular function (GO): mRNA binding; zinc ion binding
Source: RefSeq, a predicted model, not a curated record
UUGCGUGUGGGUUCGUGAAAAUCGGUGAAUUUCGGCAGAAAUCUGUAUCCAAAUCAGCAAAAAAUGACUUCUAAACAUAAAGAUAAGGACCGUGAUCGGGACCGCGAUGGAGAAUCGAGCCAUUCGCACGGUAAAUCCCGUGACAAGGACCGUGAUCGCCGGAGGUCCCGCUCUCGUAGCAAACAUCGGGAUAGGGAUCGUGAACGCGACCGUGAGCGUGAUCGUGAUCGUGACCGCGACCGGGAUAGGGAUCGUGACCGAGAUCGGGACAGGGACCGAGACCGGGAACGCGAUCAUCGACGUCGCAGUAAAUCGCGCGACAGACGUCGUCGCAGCCGGUCACGUAGCCGUGACCGCAACAGACGCUCCCGUGAGCGUGACCGUGACCGUGAUCGAUAUGACCGAGGCGGUAGUCGAGCCUCGGAGCGCGAAUCCAAUCGGAAUCGCGAAGAGAGCCGCGAUAAGGAAAGCGCCUACGACUAUAAGGGACUGGAGUUUACCCAAAGUGUAAUCGAAUCGAUGAUGUCGACCGCGGCUAAUGCAAAGAAUUUUGCCGAACUGCUGACCAGCUACAGUCAGCAGCAGCAGAUACAGCAACAGCAGCAGCAAAUUCAGGCCCAGAAGGCCCUGCUAGAGGCGCACAAUGAGAACAGUCAGUCGUCGGAUCUUGGACGAGAUCCAGGUGGAAGUGGUAACAAUAGCGGCAGCGAAGCAGAUGCCCGUCGCCGUAAGAAGAAAUCCCGCUGGGCUGGCGGUGAUCAUGACAAGACAUUCAUUCCCGGCAUGCCAACAAUUUUGCCAGCUGGGAUGAGCCAAGACCAACAGGAAGCAUACCUAGUUCAACUGCAGAUCGAGGAAAUCAGCCGGAAGUUGCGCACUGGAGACCUGAUGAUACCGCAGAACCCGGACGAAAGGUCACCGUCUCCGGAACCGAUCUACAGCAUCGACGGCAAGAGGUUAAACACACGUGAGUUCCGUACCCGGAAGAAGCUGGAAGAACAGCGCCAUCAGCUUAUCCAGCGAAUGCAGUGUAUGAAUCCGGACUUCAAGCCACCGUCGGACUACAAACCACCGGUGAUUCGCGUCAGCGAUAAGGUUCUCAUUCCCCAGGAAGAACACCCGGACAUUAACUUCGUUGGACUGCUGAUUGGUCCGCGUGGUAACACGCUGAAAGCGAUGGAGAAGGACACCGGUGCGAAGAUCAUUAUUCGCGGCAAAGGUUCCGUAAAGGAGGGUAAAGUUGGCCGUAAGGAUGGGCAGCCUCUGCCCGGCGAGGACGAGCCGCUGCACGCAUUUAUCACGGCAAGCAAUCCGGAAUCGGUGAAGAAAGCCGUCGAUCGCAUCAAGGAUGUUAUUCGACAGGGCAUCGAAGUGCCGGAAGGUCACAACGAUCUACGUAGGAUGCAGCUGCGCGAGCUGGCCCAGCUUAACGGAACCCUGCGUGAGACAGACGGGCCCCGUUGUACGAACUGCGGUUCCAACGAGCACAAAAGCUGGCUGUGUCCGGAUAAACCCAACAUUACGAAUAACAUUGUUUGUUCAUCGUGCGGCGGAGCCGGCCACAUCGCAAAGGAUUGCCGCAGCAAACGCCCGGGAGCGGGUGGUCCACCCGCUAGCAACACUCAAACCAAAAUCGAUGAAGAGUACAUGAGCUUGAUGGCCGAGCUUGGGGAGGGUCCUCCUCCGGAAACCACUCAUCAAACCUCCGCUCCCAGCAGACCAUCGUACGGACUCUUCGAACCCCGGCAAGCUCCACGACCCCUGAUGCAAACGCCACACCUUCCACCGCAGCAUCCUGCAGCCGCACCACCCGUACCAACAACCUCCGGUGCUAUGCCUCAUGCCCCCCAGUGGAACCCUGCUGCGAUGGCAGCCCUCCCGGCGCCGCCUCCUCCCCCGCCGGGAAUUACCCCCCUCAUGUCGUGGGGUCAACAGCCGCCUCCACCCGGAAGCCCCGAACUGCUGCCACCGGGAACGGCUCCCCUGCCACGGUUCCCUUCGAGCUAUCCUCCGCCUCCGCCGGGUGUACCGCAGCAACCCCUCGCUCCCGGUACUGGCCCUGUCGGUGCUUGGGGCGGUAGCAAUGGGUCGGCUCCUCCGCCGCUAAUGCCACCCGGUACUUGGCCGCCCAACGGCGGUAAUGGCUCCAGCUUUAUUCAACCCCCGCCGAUGCCACCGGGAAUGCCACCGGCACACCUGCUGAGUGCACCGCCUCCUCCACCCCCACCGUCGUCCUAAGCGGUGCCGGUGGAGAAGAGGCAAUCUUGUUUAUUUUAUUGCAAUUACACAAUUACAAGGACAUAGAAUACUGGUUUUCGACCGAUGACCAAACAAACAAACAAAAGAUUUAGUUUUAGGUACCGCUUCUUUUCUUUUUCUGCAAUCUAAUCAGAAAUUUCCGAAUAAACAUUGUAGUUUCCUGCGCUCAGUUCCAGUGAUGA